GCGGGAGGGGGUCUCCUCCAGUUAGUAUAUAACAGGUGCAAUCUUCGGGUUCUUCAUCAGUUCUUACCCGGCAGAACUAAUCUUCUCAAUGGCUUCCUUCAAGAUCCUGUUGUUCGUCGCCCUGGCGGUUGCCGCCACCAUGGCUGAGGACGCCCCUGCUGACAGGACCAAGAAGCAGGUCUACUCUGGAUACUAUGGUUCUGGAUAUGGUGCCUACCCCUACAACGCUGCCUAUGGAUACUCUGCCGGUGCCUACCCCUACAACGCCGCCUACGGAUACUCUGCCGGUGCCUACCCCUACAACGCCGCUUACGGAUACUCUGCCGGUGCCUACCCCUACAACGCCGCCGCCUACUCUGGAUAUCCCUACAGCAGAGCAUACUACUAGACCUCCCCAACUGAUUUACCUUCCAAAAGUAUUCUUCAAUUGGCUCCCUACUUCAAGAAUGCAGUAAUUUUUCAAUAAAUAGGUUCCUUACA
This is a messenger RNA of Homalodisca vitripennis (glassy-winged sharpshooter), 480 nucleotides long. Its product is annotated as keratin-associated protein 19-2-like. Lineage: Eukaryota; Metazoa; Arthropoda; Insecta; Hemiptera; Cicadellidae. The coding region runs from base 89 to 388 and encodes 99 amino acids. The transcript has 3 exons. The record is from RefSeq and is a predicted model, not a curated record.